AUGUGUACAACUUUGAAAAACCUCCCUAAAGAGUUUCCUACAGCGAUUAUGGACAUAGUAGUAGGGUUAGGUACAAAUACUUUGACAGUUGUAAGGGGUAACACGACUGAUAUAAAGUCUGAAGAUAUUUUUGAAAUCAUGUGUAUUCUGAGUGAGAAUAACAUUCAAGUCAUUAAUUUGGAUCUAUCGACACAGGAAAAUAAAGAUCGAUUUUACAGAUUUCUAAAACAAGGUUUGGAUACGUCGGAAGAAAGAACAAGUUUAAUUCUUUGUGAGCCUUUGGAAUGUGAAAAUCUACUUUUUGAGAUUACUGUAAACAAUUUCAUCCACCGCUCAAUGCUCUACAUCUUCUUCUGGCCACACGGAGAAGUAAGCAAGCUCUUCCUUUCCGGCAUCAAAGAGGCUAUACGAGUUGCUGUCAUUACGAACCCGAGAAAUGCAGUGUUCCGGUUGUACUACAACCAAGCGUCACCAAACAAGCUGAACCACUUGACGCUGGUCAACUGGUGGUCGGGGAGCCUUUACAAAUCGCCAUCUCUACCGCCCGCUGACAAAGUCUACCACGACUUUCAGGGAAGGGUCUUUGAGGUGCCUGUUUUACAUGCGCCGCCGUGGCACUUCGUGAGCUACAACAACGACUCCACGGUCAACGUGACGGGCGGACGAGAUGACAAAUUGCUCGCGCUGCUGGCCAAAAAGCUGAACUUUAAGUAUAAAUACUACGAUCCACCGGAAAGAAGUCAGGGUUCGAGAAUAUCUGGGAAUGGAACGUUUAAAGGAACUCUUGGUUUGAUUUGGAAACGUAAAGCUGACUUCUUCAUCGGAGACGUAACCAUGACCUGGGAAAGGUUGCAAGCGGUGGAGUUCUCUUUCCUAACGCUGGCAGACUCUGGAGCCUUCCUCACCCACGCCCCUGACAAAUUGAGCGAGACUCUAGCCAUCAUCAGGCCAUUCCAAUGGGAGGUCUGGCCACUAGUAGGGGCCACACUGCUUCUCAUCGGUCCAGCAUUGUGGAUAGUGAUAGCCGCCCCAUCGCUGUGGCAGCACCGCAAACGGGACCAACUCGAACUGUUGAGUGAUUGCUGCUGGUUCACCACCACCUUGUUCUUGAGACAAUCAUCUACUAAAGAACCAUCUAAGACCCACAAAGCUCGACUAGUCUCUAUCAUCAUAUCGUUGGGAGCUACGUAUGUCAUUGGUGAUAUGUACUCGGCUAACUUGACCAGUCUACUGGCUAGACCGGCUAAAGAGCAGCCGAUAGGCACACUGCAGGCUUUGGAAGAGGCUAUGAGAGAUAGGGGAUAUGAACUGGUGGUGGAACGACAUAGUUCUUCAUUGGCUAUUUUGCAGAACGGCACAGGUGUAUAUGGCCGUCUCGCUAAACUUAUGCGUCGUCAACGCAUUCAGCGCGUGCGCAGUGUCGAAGUGGGUGUCCAUAUGGUACUGUCGAAACGACGCAUUGCUAUACUGGGUGGAAGAGAAACGCUGUACUACGACACUGAGAGAUUCGGUUCUCAUAAUUUCCAUUUAAGCGAAAAAUUGUAUACAAGAUAUUCUGCCAUAGCGCUUCAAAUCGGUUGCCCAUACCUCGAGACAUUUAACAACAUAGUAAUGACUCUCUUCGAAGCUGGUAUACUUGCUAAAAUGACGACUGAUGAGUACAAGAACCUUCCAGAACACUCGAGAAGAUCCGAUCCUGUUGCGGAAAGCGACACCAAAGAAAAUAAAGACCCUACCGAAAAUGCAGGAACUGCGCAGGUACAACCUGAAUCGACGAUUGGUCUCGAGCCGGUUUCCUUAACAAUGUUUCAAGGAGCAUUUUGCUUGCUCGGCGUAGGGUACUUCUUAGCAGCCGUCGCCCUUGCAACAGAAAUUCACCUCCACCGUAGAAGAACAACCCGAAGGAUGAUCACUCCCGUAGAAACGUCGACCGCCAGGCGAUCUGCUAGAAUUAUCUACUUGAAACAACAAUUCGACAGGAUGUUCGGAAUCCUCUACGUAUUCAUUGAUAGGGCUUUGAGACAUGAUGCCAGAGAGUAAAUAUGUUUCUACCGUUAUUAUUCUAAGGUCUUUACAAACA
Molecule: messenger RNA, 2080 nt
Organism: Maniola jurtina (meadow brown)
Lineage: Eukaryota; Metazoa; Arthropoda; Insecta; Lepidoptera; Nymphalidae
Gene: Ir40a
Product: ionotropic receptor 40a
Exons: 15
Coding region: 1-2040 (679 amino acids)
Cellular component (GO): membrane
Molecular function (GO): glutamate-gated receptor activity
Source: RefSeq, a predicted model, not a curated record